GCUGUUUAGGGCAUCGGCACGGAGAGGUGUUCGUGAGAGGGAGUUUUUUUGUUGGGGGUCUUGAGCAUCGCCCGCCCAUCAUCCACCGGAUACCGCGAGAGAUGAAGCUGAAGCAGCUUGAGGGCCUCCUCGGCACGCUCCAACAAUUCUCCCACCCAAAGGUGGAACUGGAGCAGUAUCCGACAGGACCACACAUUGCGUCCCGGUUGCUGUAUACGGCCGAAAAUACAUUUGGUGAUAUAAGUGGCAAGGUCGUGGCUGACUUCGGUUGUGGCUGUGGUACAUUAGGUUUAGCAAGUGCACUUUUGGGUGCAGAGCAGGUUAUUGGCAUUGACAUUGAUCCACAAUCUCUAGAAAUCGCUUCAAUAAAUGCUGCAGAUAUGGAGCUGGACAUAGAUUUCAUCUGGUGUGACGUCAACAAGUUAAGAUGGAGAGAUGAUGUGGUUGACACUGUUGUGAUGAACCCUCCUUUUGGGACUCGGAAAAAAGGAUCUGACAUGGAGUUUCUUGCCAAGGCUUUAAAGGUUGCUUCUCAAGCAGUCUAUUCUUUGCAUAAGACUACAACCAGAGAUUACAUUAAAAGAACAGCUAUUCGAGAUUGCAAUGCUAGAAGCGCCGAUAUUUUAUGUGAGCUCCGGUUUGAUGUGCCACAAAUUUAUAAAUUUCACAAAAAGAAAGAGGUCAAUAUUGCGGUGGAUCUCUGGCGCUUUGUUCCUUAUCCCACUCAAGAAAGUGCAGACAGCUGAGUGACAUGGUAACCAGGAUGAAACACAUCUUUAUCCAAUCUCGAGCACUAAGUCCGCAUGUUGUGACUUGUGACUGCUAGUUUCGUUCACCUCAAUCAGCCGACCGAGCUAUCAUGACAAGAACAGACAGCAGAAGUAGCAGAUUCAACUCGUAGAUGGCAAUUUUUUUUCAACUUAAAGAUCACCCUUAACGGCCUCGAUGGAAACUGAAAUUUUACUACCUGUGGCUAAACACUUCAUAAAGUUGGCUAUAAGUAGGUAGGACAAGAGAUUUUAAUUAGGAAUCCACUUCUACAUGCAUGUGCUUUCUUGUAACUUUAUAAUGACCUGGAGAUGAAUCUGCAAUCAUGUUUGGCUUCA
This is a messenger RNA of Musa acuminata AAA Group (dessert banana), 1106 nucleotides long. RefSeq lists its product as uncharacterized. The coding region runs from base 102 to 746 and encodes 214 amino acids. The record is from RefSeq and is a predicted model, not a curated record. NCBI's taxonomy places the organism in Eukaryota, Viridiplantae, Streptophyta, Magnoliopsida, Zingiberales, Musaceae. Gene Ontology annotation, molecular function: nucleic acid binding; rRNA (adenine-N6-)-methyltransferase activity. The transcript has 9 exons. Gene Ontology annotation, biological process: rRNA methylation.